Schistosoma haematobium is the source of this 1026-nucleotide messenger RNA. RefSeq lists its product as uncharacterized. Gene Ontology annotation, molecular function: cysteine-type endopeptidase activity. The annotation marks the transcript as partial. Gene Ontology annotation, cellular component: lysosome. The record is from RefSeq and is a predicted model, not a curated record. Gene Ontology annotation, biological process: regulation of catalytic activity. NCBI's taxonomy places the organism in Eukaryota, Metazoa, Platyhelminthes, Trematoda, Strigeidida, Schistosomatidae. The transcript has 5 exons.
CUGUGUUCGAAGAAAUACAUUCACAAGAGUUCUUUAGUUAUGCUUACGUCUGUGUUGUGUAUCGCUUCAUUGAUAACCCUUCUCGAUGCUCAUAUUUCAAUAAAGAAAGAAAGAUUUGAACCAUUGUCAGAUGACAUCAUCUCGUAUAUUAAUCAACAUCCAAAUGCUGAAUGGAAAGCUGAGAAAAGCAAUCGUUUCCACUCACUGGAUGACGCACGCAUUCUGAUGGGUGCAAGAAGAGAGGAACCAGAAUUAAGGAAGAAGAGACGUCCCACAGUUGACCAUAAUGAUUGGAAUGUAGAAAUUCCAUCAAGUUUUGAUUCAAGGAAGAAAUGGCCUCGUUGUAAAAGUAUAGCGACCAUUCGUGAUCAAUCACGAUGUGGAUCAUGUUGGGCUUUCGGUGCUGUCGAAGCCAUGAGUGAUCGAACCUGCAUACAGUCACGUGGCAGACAAUCUGUGGAACUAAGUGCUGUGGAUCUAGUGAGCUGUUGCGAAGGUUGUGGAUUUGGUUGUGAUGGUGGAUUCCUUGGUCCUGCUUGGGAUUAUUGGGUGAAGGAAGGUUGUCAACCAUAUCCAUUCCCGAAAUGUGAGCAUCAUGCCAAAGGGAAAUAUCCUGCAUGUGGCAAAAAAAUCUACAAGACUCCUCGUUGUAAACAGACAUGUCAGAAAAGUUACAAGAUCCCAUACGCCCAAGACAAGCAUCGAGGUAAAUUAUCCUAUAAUGUUGCUGAUAAUGAAUUGUCUAUUCAAAAGGAAAUCAUGAAGUAUGGACCAGUAGAAGCAGCCUUCACAGUUUACGAAGAUUUUCUAAAUUACAAAUCUGGGAUCUAUGAACAUAUUACUGGGGAACCAGUUGGUGGACAUGCCAUACGUAUAAUUGGAUGGGGUGUGGAAAAAAACACUCCUUAUUGGUUGAUAGCGAAUUCGUGGAAUGAAGAUUGGGGUGAAAAUGGAUAUUUCAGAAUACUACGUGGUCAUGAUGAAUGUGGCAUCGAAUCCGAGGUAACAGCUGGUCGGAUUAACUAG